Messenger RNA from Branchiostoma belcheri (Belcher's lancelet), 1042 nucleotides. RefSeq names its product calmodulin-like. The transcript is spliced from 5 exons. The record is from RefSeq and is a predicted model, not a curated record. NCBI's taxonomy places the organism in Eukaryota, Metazoa, Chordata, Leptocardii, Amphioxiformes, Branchiostomatidae. Gene Ontology annotation, molecular function: enzyme regulator activity; calcium ion binding. The coding region runs from base 112 to 549 and encodes 145 amino acids.
CGUACCAAACAAACACACAGACUGAGUGGGUGUGUUCAACCUCCCUUCCUUUCCAGAAGUAUCUGAGCUCAUUCUCAUCAUCUCGUCAUCUGUAGAUCUACUGAAGACGCAAUGGCAGUCACACUGACAAAGGAACAAAACGAAAAACUCCAACAAUUCAUGAAAAACGACCAGGAUGGCAAUGGCACCGUCACUGCUCAGGAGUUGAUUGACUUCGCUAAGGCUUCGGGGGUCAAUCUGACCGAGAAACAGGAACAGGAGUACCGUGACUGGGUAACUGCUGUUGACACUGACGGAGAUGGAGCCGUGAGCGUCGAAGAAUUCCGCGCCAUGUUGGUAAACACUCAACCGUUUGAUUCAGCGGCUGAGCUUUUCAAGACGUUUGACAAGGAUGGCAACGGCUUCAUCACUAAGGAAGAAAUUAAGCAGGGGAUGGCCGCCAUGGGCCAGAAACUGACCGAUGCAGAGGUGGACGAGAUUAUGAAGAACUGUGACACAGAUGGGGAUGGCAAGAUCAACUACGAAGAGUUCGCGAAGAGCUUCGCCUGAGGAAGAGGAAGAGUAGCCCAACAUUCGUCAGAUGAUUCUUGAGUUCCGGAAUAUCGUCGAAGUUUUUUUGCUUCCAAAUAAUCAUAAGUAGCUCUAGGCGCUAUAUAGUUGUGUUGAUUACGGUGGUUAGGUAACACAGGCAGAUCAAGGUUAAUUUUCCUUAUGUUUGACAUCGUCAUUUUAUAUGAAAAAAAGCAAGGCUACAAUGUUUACACCACUUUGAGGUAUAUCUUAGUGUCUAUUAGAAGUUGUGGUCUUAGCUAUCUAUGGAUGGAGACUUCCUUCUUUGUUCUUUCUUAAUUAAGUGAAAGUCUUAACUACUGCGCAGCACACUAACCUAACUCGUGUUAAUUUCUAUGUAAUGCUGGGAUCGUCUUCUCAUGCUUCUGUUCUUUGAAUAAAAUGGUUGAAGUACAGUUCUACUGAACAUUAUUUGUUUCAGAGUCACAUUCUGUAGCAACGAACAGGGUUCCUUGCUGAACUCAAUACUAUU